UAGAGGGCGUAUUUCAAUAUGGCAGCCUCCAGAGAGGAAAAUGUGAAUUACAAAACAACUGCUAAAACGGCCGCUGGAAAACCUUGCAGGGCUUGCACGGACUUCAAAUCGUUUGCAAAGUCACAAGGAUUAGUCAUGCCACCUGGACUGCAUAAUAAUAAAUCAGCAAGUGACGGCAAAGAGCCUGCCAGUGAUCCUGAGUGCCCAUUGGAUCGGGAAGAGCUUGGGCGGAACACCUGGUCAUUUCUGCACACCAUGGCGGCGUACUACCCGGACCGGCCGACAGAGAUGCAGCAGAGCGAGAUGGGACAGUUCAUCAACCUCUUCUCCAAGUUCUUCCCCUGCGAUGAGUGCGCCGAGGAUCUCAGAGAAAAGUUAAAGACCAACCAGCCGGAUACCAGCAGCCGCCACGCCCUCUCCCAGUGGUUCUGCAGGCUGCACAAUGAUGUCAGCCGCAGGAUAGGCAAGCCCGAGUUUGACUGCAGCAAGGUGGACGAGCGAUGGCGAGAUGGAUGGAAGGAUGGCUCCUGCGACUGGUGACCCAGGGCUCUGUGCAGGGCUGGGCCCCCUGCACGCGGAGUACCAGGCGUUAUGGUUUUCUCAGAACUCGCCUCCAUUUCAAAUUUUGGCUUUCGCUCGAAAACCGUUUUGUAGGCCUUCAGUAUUUGAGCCAGUUGAAAAGGCAUGGCAUAUUAUAUUGUGGUGUCUGCAUUUCGGAAGCAAAACACUAAAUCAUAUUGAAUUGGCAUUACAUCCUCAGGGAACUAAAAAUAAAGCCAAAGCCACAACUGAGAUGAAGUUGAGAUUUGAGAAAGAGGCAUAGUGCUGUGUAUGAUAGACUAUUUAAAUUUCAAAGUUGCAUACACAUUUUUGCAAUAUCAAAAUUAUGUAUUAAAAUGUAUGAAAGUAUUCUUAGUGUAUUUGAUUCAACACAGCAGAACCACAACUUUUCUGUAGACAACCCACUCGUUACCGUAAUUCCACUUUUGUUUCAAUAAUUCAGUACAUUAGCGAAUAUUUAAAGCAGACAGUUUGCAGGGCAUUUCUCAGAGUACAAAUCGUCUAUUCUAUAAUUGUCUAUAACAGUUGUGAAUUUCUUCUUGGAGGAUCUAAUCUGUGACAUGGUUCUUGGAUGUUUGGGGAAACAUUUUCAGAUUUGUAGAUGUUCCCAUAGCUCAGCCUAUCAGAUGCAGGAAUUGGCCUUUCCGCGGCCCAUGGCAACCAAUGACAUCCAUCCAGCUUCUAACCUUAGACCUUUUUUUCACCAAGUCAACAUGGCUAGUCCUUUGAAGUGGUAACUUUCCAGGGUACCUGCGUGGACGUGAAAUUGCUUAACGUGUAGUUUUACUGUAGUGAACUAUUUAUUUUGAAUGCAAUCUUUUUUAAAGUCACAUUUAUUGAACACCUGAUGCAGUGAUGAAAAAUAUUAAGAGUCUGUCUCAUCUAAUU
Molecule: messenger RNA, 1449 nt
Organism: Acanthaster planci (crown-of-thorns starfish)
Lineage: Eukaryota; Metazoa; Echinodermata; Asteroidea; Valvatida; Acanthasteridae
Gene: gfer
Product: growth factor, augmenter of liver regeneration
Cellular component (GO): mitochondrion
Molecular function (GO): flavin-dependent sulfhydryl oxidase activity; flavin adenine dinucleotide binding
Source: RefSeq, a predicted model, not a curated record